AAGCAAUUUAACACAAGAAAAAUAAAAUCUAAACAUCUGAAAAGAAGCAUGAAAUAUCUAUUAGCUUUUCUAAUUGUUUAUGGCCAAUGCAUCAUUGGUAAUGUAUCCGGCGGCCAAACAAACCAUCUCCAGGUCUGGAACGAUCUGGACGUAACCGUCUAUGUGCAUUGUAAAUCCGGAAGUUCCGACAUAAAAGGAGCGUAUAAGCGGCCUGGACAACUAUAUCCUUUUCCUGUAAGAGAUAAUUUUUGGAAGACGACACUUUUUUGGUGUACUGUAAGACAAGGGCCUGAUUGGAAGAGAGGACGUAAAUUUGACGUGUAUGAAUAUGAAAAGGGUGUGCCUCAGGGAGGGACCUAUAUAUGGAGAGCAAAAAAAGAUGGUAUUUAUUUUGAGUUAAAAAAUAGAAAGCCGCUCCAUAAAGUGUGGGAUUGGCAGAUACUACCGCUUUGACAAAAAAAAAAAAGGAUGAUACUACCGUAAAAAUUACUAUUAUACUGGUAUUAAUCUUCUGAUCCCUAAUAUUAUUAUUGUCGUUUAAGCAUAAUUACAUUUUAUUUUUAUUUCUUCAAUUUUUGUACAUAUACUUCCACUCUAUGGAAAAGAUAUACUGUAUCGUGAAUUUAUUAUAACUAUGUAAUAUUUGUUCUUUUUCAAAAAUAAAUUAUUUUGAUAUUCUACUUA
Camelina sativa (false flax) is the source of this 684-nucleotide messenger RNA. RefSeq names its product S-protein homolog 21-like. The record is from RefSeq and is a predicted model, not a curated record. NCBI's taxonomy places the organism in Eukaryota, Viridiplantae, Streptophyta, Magnoliopsida, Brassicales, Brassicaceae.